Messenger RNA from Diuraphis noxia (Russian wheat aphid), 1496 nucleotides. RefSeq names its product pleckstrin homology domain-containing family J member 1-like. Gene Ontology annotation, biological process: endosome organization; receptor recycling; retrograde transport, endosome to Golgi. The record is from RefSeq and is a predicted model, not a curated record. NCBI's taxonomy places the organism in Eukaryota, Metazoa, Arthropoda, Insecta, Hemiptera, Aphididae. Gene Ontology annotation, cellular component: early endosome; recycling endosome; trans-Golgi network.
UUUAAACUGUAUAUUAACUGUAAUUUGUAAUAUUACUGGUGUAUUUGUAUUUGAAUAAAAAAUAAAUAUAUAUGCAACUGUGUAAAUAGUGAACAGGAAAAUUUGUCAGUAAAAAUAAUUGUUGACUGUGACUCGCUGCUUCAAGUAAUGUAUUAGAUUGAAAACCAUAAGUGUUGAAUGGACUUCAAAUUCUGUAUCAUCUCAAUGUGAUAGAAUAAGUCGUAUCGUUAAGAAAACGAUAGAUCAAGUAUGCGAUUCAACAACAAAGAAAUGAUUCACAUCAGUCACUCAAAUCCUGUUCUUGAAGGCCGGAUGUCCUAUGCAAAGAUGUCUAACGGGUAUGCGUCUAAAGGUUUCAAGGAAAGAUGGUUUCGGCUCAAGUASAACUUAUUAUUUUACUUUAAAAUUAAUGGAUUUGGGCAAGUUGAUUUACACCAACCAGCUGGUGUUUUUGUUUUGGAGAAUUCUAUUGUAAGACUUGAGAACAAUUUGCCAGGAACAUUAUUUUCAUUUUCUCUUUCGUUUAAAGAUGAACCAGAUAAAAAGUAUAUUAUUUCUAGUCAGUCUGAGGAUCAUGUUCACCAGUGGAUCAAAUGUAUUCAAAGCUCAACGUAUGAAUAUAUGAGAACUCGAAUGACGUCGAUACAAAAAAAAAUCGUGGAGCUUACUGGAAGAGAUCCGCUGUUGAUGUAUCCAGAGGAAGGGAAGAAAAUUGGCCGUACGAGAAGAUCGGUGGCCGAUGAAGACAAUAGUAAUUUAUUUUUCAACCAGUCGACGGAUCCACUCCCGCCACCCAGGCACAAACACGACGCCGGCAAAACGGCCGACUUGAAUCUUAUCGAACUGUAAAUUAACCGUAUCUGUAAGUAGGUAUGUUAUGCGUGUAUGCAGAGAAGGGGUUGUUUGUUGUUUACCAUCAUGUAGAACGAUACUAGCUGGCGACGCGCAUGCAUCGAUAUACCUUUAUUUUGUAAUAUGCGUACCGGUAGCUAGUUGUGAUUUUACGUUUUCGAUUUCGAUUACAUUACCUAUAUAGUGGUACACGCUUUACCGCAAAAAUAUUAUUGUUAUAACUAUAUAUACACGGUAUACUGCCGUUGACCUUGUUACCGUAGGUAUAUUAUCAUACACAUCGGCAAGGUGGUUCAAAAUGUACAACUGAAACGUAUUCACUUUUGGAAAACGUUUUCCCGGAUAUGCUGCGUCCCGGAUAAAUUCCUAUAUAUAAUACGUUAUUAUAUUAAAUUCGUGCAACAUAUGGUUUCCAUCAUUUUGUUUAGGUAGGUAAAUGUAGGAUAUUUUAUAAUAUAUACAAGAUAUACAUGCAUACAUAAUAUAUAGUAAAUAACGCGAUUAUCAAAUAAUAUUUUAAUGCACCGUAUAUUGUAUGUAUUAAGUGGUGAUGUUGUGCGCUCGAGAGUUUAAUGUUGUUUGGAUUUAUAUUAUAUUGCUUGUUAUUGAUUUUUCGAUGUAUUAUUAUUUUUUGUAAGUUUGGU